AUGAGUUCGAUAGAAUCAACGCUAGAUGCCCUGACGAGCGUCGACUCCUUGGUCGACACUCUAAAAGCAUGUAUUUGGAAGCAAGAUAAAGUUAUACGCGAGAAAAACGAAGAGAUUGAAAAUCUCAAGUCGAGAGUGAAAGAACUGGAAAAGGAGCGAAAUCAACUCCACCGUUAUAUUGCAAGGGAAAGGGCCAAUAGCUUGACAAACGUCAACACUGGCGCAAAAAAUAUAGCGGAUGGUGAAAACAGGUGAGGAAAUCAGAGAGAAACAAGAUACGUUAUAAACUCAAAACAGGUCGCCUUUCCACUUCGAAGCUCAAAUACUUCAUGAAAAAUUUCUUUUAUUUUUACGCAUGGCCUGAGGGGAAAUUAUUGCAUAUUUCCAUAACAUUUUUAUAUAUAUUUUUAUUUUUAUGCUGGUCGUAUUAAAAAGAUAUAAACCAUUUUUCUUCGGCGCCAUUUCCGAAUGGUUGAAAAUUUUUUUUGAAAUUUAAGUACGAAAGUAAAUUGCAACAGCUUCUACUAAUUUGGCGCGUGGGCGAUUUCUUUGUUUUUACCCGCGCAGACACGUGGAGCUACGGUCUAAAGUGCGCUGUGUUUUCAUUUAAAAUUGUUUACUUUCAUCAACAACAUUGAGGUAAAUGCAAUGUUUAUUACCAAUAGAUCAUGUUGCUUUUAAAUAAAUCACCGAAGUGCUUCAAAUAAGUAAACAGUGGAAUUGUUUUUGAUAGUAAGAGGUUAUUUUUGUUGUGGAAGCUUGCCACUUACCAAUUAAAUGCUAAACAUUUCUCCCUAUUUUCUGAACAAAUAUGACCAAUUUAGUCUGACAGUGUCACUCAAAAGAAAAAUUAUUUGAAACAUUGCCAAGGAAUUAGAUUAUUCAUAAAUUAUUGAUAUGCAAAUUCAAUCCAAGGAAAUGACUAGUUUCAUGUCUUUCAGUUUCAAAUUUUUGUCUGAUAUGUACCACAAAAUAAUAAACUUAGAAUGUCAUUCUUUAAUAAUAAUAAAAAAAAAUAAAUGACUUUGUGUUUAUCUUUAUGUUUAUCUGUGAAUAUUCUUGCUUUGAUUUGUCUGUUCAAGUAGAAGAUUGAUAACUUAUUGACCCCUACACUCCCUUGAGUGAUCAAGAAGUAAUUUCUCCUUACAAUCUCAAUAUGAUAUCAAGCAAACUGGUGAUGAGAAUAAAGAAAAGUGUCAAUAAGUGGAUUAUAUUUGGGUUCAACUCUUAAUUAUCAAAACUAAGAUUAUGGGAAAUUUAUGGCAGAUAGCACGGAGAAUGAUUAUGGCUGAAAAGCCCUGUUUAAAGAAGUCUCAGUAAAAUAUUAUGAAUGUAGAAUCACUAUUAAGAUCUUAGUAGUGAACAGGUUUAAACCUUGCCUUAACCGAAACAGAAACAGGCUUUCCUUUCAGGCAGUGGAGAUCAAAGAAUUUUCUAUCCCCUCUGCAAAAAUCAAUAGCUAAAUUUGGGUUGCUUGAGCUACAUUUAAAUUCUUACUUUUUUAUACUUGCAUUCAAGGGUAGAUUAAGUACUAUCUUCAAGUUGGCUUAACUCUUUUAACUCCUAUGAAUGACCAAAAUGAAUAAAAUUUCUCUUUCAAAUAUCAAUACAAUAUCAAGCAGACUAGUGAUGAGAAUGAAGGAAAAUAUUAAUUAGGGGAUUAUCAGGGGUUUCAAUAACUUUUUACAUAAGUGGCUGCUGAUGGUACAAUAGGUGGCUGUGAAUUAAGGUGGAACUCAAAAAGGAGAGCCUCCUCACAGGCUAAUGGUACAACAGAGAGUGGUCUAACAGGCGGUCUUAGACUGCUGGUAACUAGCUUUUAUUGAAACCCCUGGAUCAUUAGUUGAUCCAAGACUAAAUUCUCUGACCUAACAUUUUAAGAAUUGCAUGGUUGAUAGUAAGGAGAAUUAACCCCUUUAUUGCCUGUAUGAUGUACUGAGUAUUUCACAAAAUUUGAAGUCUGUGUGCCUAGCUAGGUACUUAGUACAUAAAAAGCUAGAGAGUAACAGUCAAAUACCUGGCAUUGGAGGUGUAAAAUAUACUCGCCUUUCAAACUCAAAACCAGUAAGAAUUCUGAAAAAUAAGUCAAUUUGCAUUGGCUGACUCCUCAGUGGGAUUGCCACUUAACCCUUUAACUCCCAGAACUGAUUAACAUAAAACUUCUCCCUACAAUAUCUAUAAAUUCUUCAGCAAACAGGUGAUGAGGAUAUUAACACUUAUCAGGUAGAAGCUGCUAUCUUGAUCUAGCACCAAGUUCUCAUAACUAAUUUACAAGGAAAUGUGUAGCAGCUACAGGGGAGAAUUAACAAUCAGAUCUUGGGAGUUAAAGGGUUGAUGGGUUGAUGAUAUUUUGGGAGUGAAAGGGUUACAAAUGUAUGAUGAGUUAAUUAGAUUAUGCCUUUUUUGUUAACUUAGGGUGGUGGACUCCAGAAAGAUUUCUCAGGAUACACCAGAGAGAAAUAGCUCAACUGAAGGCAAUUCUGAGGUCGUUACAACUCCUCAGACCCCAACAUCUCCCAUGAUCACAGUAACAGCUGCAGAAACACCACAAAACUCUCCAAAACUAGUAAAACGUGAUACUUUCAAAGCAGUCAAAAGAAAUGACAGCUUGAACAGACAGAAAUCAUUUUCGAAAAAAUAUGAACUUAGUCCAGAACUUCAAGACAGAAGUGUGAAGGUUCUGGAACGACAGUAUGGAGGCAAGGAUACUGCUCAUAAGGCAGCCCGAGUCAUUCAAUCAUACUACCGCAAAUAUAGAAUGGAUAAACAAUUUGAAAGGAUGAGGGCAUACUCAGGGUCUCCUUUAAAAGAUCCAUUUAGACCUAAAUCAAACAGCGAUCCUCGAUCUCAAAUUACAAGUCCCAGGACAGAGAAUUCCUCACAAGCUCAAGUGACACCUGUGCUGCGAAUCACAAAGAGGAAAAGAGGAAGUCAAAGAGUCAAGUCAAUACUUAUUAUAGACAAUAUCAACAGUUUAUCUGGUGCAGAACCUCAAAUGUAUAGCAGCGAAAUUGCAUUGAAUUCUUCUCAGGAUAAUCCUCCAGCAGAUCUUACAUCAAUAUUCUUUGGAGCAGGAUAUAAAACAGAUGCUAAAGUGAAUGAGCAAAGAGAAGCAGCAGACGAGAAGGUGGAUACAAGGCUAGGAAGUGUCACUAGUGAAACGGAACAUUAUGUUAAAGUGGAGGUUAUGGAUAAUGUGGAGACACUGCCUGACGAUGCUUUUGUGGAGGAUGAUAAAGUGCCUAAUGAGGUUCUCAAUGGAGACCUGCCUGGGAGGCCAAGGAGAGACACAAUCACUGAUGAUGGCUCGACCUAUGAGAGUGAUGACUCAGGUUUGAUAACUGUCUUUAGUGUUUCAUAACUAACAAAGAAAUCAAGGCACUUCAUAUUUGCUCAUUUCAAUUACACGCAAAUUGCUAAGGUUGAUUUUGUUUGUUAGCUGUUGGUAACCUGGUUGUGAUCUUAAACUGUUUAACUCCCAAGAUCUGAUUGUCAAUUCUCCCCUCCAGCUGCUUCUUAUUUCCUUGUAAAUUAGUUUCAAGAAUUUUAUGAUAGAUCAUGAUAACAACUUCUAUAUAUUGAGUUCAGGUAUUCUCACUACCUGCUUGCUGGAUAAUGUAUGGAUGUUAUAGGGAGACAUUACAUGUUAAUCACUUCAUCAAUUAUAACUUUACCUAGGGGAUGAAAUGAGAAGAGACCUCAGCAGUGUGGACAGUAUUGAUGGACUCUGCACAUCAGUUCCUUCUAGCACUGAUGAUGACACUUCAAGUCUUUAUUCAGAAUUUGAAUCUGGAACAAAACCUCAGAAGUUGGAGACCAGGAUUGGUAUAAACCACUUUAAUAGGUAUGCUUGGCUUUUCAGUCAUUUCCUUUUGUUGGAUGGAUUUUUUCAACAUAACGCUAGACACACACACAAAAAAACAUGUACUUUACCUUUCUCUUAAAUAUGUUACAGUUUAACUACCUUGACUCACAUGAUAUACAUUAAAUUUUCCAGUCCAAUUAGCAGAAAUGUUCUAUGAAUCUAGUCAAGAUUCUUUGUAAGCUUUGUUUGCUUUUGUCCGAAGGUCUAAUUGCCACAAUUGAAUUUAGUUCCAAUCAUUGUUCGUUUCCUCUAAAGUGAUUGGCUAAUUUUGUAUAUGAACAGGUGACUCUUGUCUUUCUGGUGUUUCCAUUGACUGUUUUUUGUUCUCGGAUCAAAAUCAUAAUUUGAUCAUUUUGGGAAUUCAUCCUGUGGUUAUAGUUUUUGUUGUAAUGAAAAAGUACUCAUGAGUCGCUGAACUGACUGACUGACUUAAUGGCUGACUGACUGACUGAAUGAAUGACUGAAUGAAUGAAUGACUGACUGACUGACUGACUGGCAAGCUGGCUGACUGACUGGCUGACCAACUGACUGACUGACUAACCGACUGAUUGAAUGAUUAACUGAAUGACUGAAUGACUGAAUGAAUGACUGAAUGACUUGGUGGCUGACUGACUGACUGACUCACAGAAUGAAUGAAUGAGGUGACUCUGGUCUUUCUAAUGUCACUGUUGACUCUUUUGUGUUCUCAAACUACAGGGCUAAAAAUUAACUCCAGUACUUGGUGGCCAGUCAGGCCAGUUUCCUUGAUUUCUCGGCGGCCCAUCCCAAAAUGAAGUAGCCCUCGAUUUCCUCUAGUUUAAAAUGAAAAACUUGAAUAAAUGCCCCAUGGCUUUUAACGAAGGGUUAACUAAAUGGAAAGAAUACAAAAGUACAGAGUCAUGUGGCAAUCACAAAAUCAAAAUGGUGUCUAUAUGUCGUGAAUGUGGAUCACUUGUGAAAUCACUGUUAAAACACCCGGAAUUUCCACUUCAGAACUAAAAAUUCACUAAAAUGGAUGAUCUUAGAGUCCAGGCAAAGAAACGAAGAGAAAGGUAGUCCAAUUGAAUUACAUAUUGAGUUUUAUUUUUAACUUUGUACUUCGCAUUUACAUUGCAACUUUUUGAAAUUCUGUAGCAUAGUUGCACAUCAGGCAUUCAAACCUUAACUUUUGGUGGCCCUUGUCAGUUUUAACUCGCCACUGGUGAUUGUGUGACCGCCAAUUUUUAGCCCUGAGACCAUGAUCACAAUUUGAUCAUUUUUUGGAAAAUUUGUUCUAUGGUUAUAGGUUUUGUUGUAAUGAAAUAGUAUUGAUAAGUUGCUGAACUGACUGACUGAAUGAAUGGCAAUGAAUGAAUGGCAAUGAACGAAUGACUGACUGAAUGAAUGAAUGAAUGGCUGACUGACUGACUGGCAAGCUGGCUAGCUGGCUGACUGACUGACUGGCAAGCUGGCUAGCUGGCUGACUGACUGACUGACUGACUGACUGACUGACUGACUGACUGACUGACUAACUGACUGAAUGAAUGGUUAAAUGAAUGACUGUCUGAAUGACUUUCUGAAUGGGUGACUGACUGACUGACUUACAGACUGAUUGACUGAAUGUUUAAAUUACAGAGCGACUGCCUGAUUGGUUGAUUGAUUGAUACUUGUGUAAUAAGUUUUAAAACACCUUUUACAUCCCUUAAAUCUACCUCUGAUUUGGAUAUGGUUUGAAAAUGCAAUUUUACAGGAAGCCAGAGAAAGGAAUUAAUUAUCUUGUAGCCCACCAAGUGUUGGAAGACAGUCCUGAAGUGGUUGCAAAGUUUCUGUUGAGUGAACCUGGCAUCAGUAAGCAGAAACUUGGAGAGUACUUGGGUAAUUUGCAAAAUGAAUUCAACAUGGAAGUUUUAAAGUAAGUAACUACCAGUAGCUUUAACUCAAAUUAACCUCUUACACAGGGUACACAGCAUAAAAUAUAAUUCAAACUCUGCAUAAUUCUUAACAUGGAGAUGCUUUAUCCAAUGAAGUAUUCAUUUAUGGGAGGAGAAUAUCAUAAAGUUCUGUGUUUACCUACAACCUUUGCUCAAUCUUUCUAUUAUGCAGUAAAACACAAUUUUCAUCUCUUUUUUUUUUUUCCUUCUCGUGACAGGUACUUUGUGCAGUCAAUGGAUUUUACUGGAAUGGAGGUUGAUGAGGCUCUGCGAGUAUACCAGACUUCGUUCAGAUUACCAGUAUGUUUCUUCUCAUCUGUUUAUAUACAAAAGCUGAUUUCUAUCAAUUUGACUAUAUGCUGUAAAAGAUUACCAGUAGGUUUGCCUCUUGUCUUUUUAUAUACAAAACCUGUUUUCUAUCAAUUUGAGUGUAGACUGUAAGAAAGUCUCAUGCGUAAAGUUUUUGUUCUUACCCAUGAUUUAGUUUGGGUUUGCACAUUGUGAAAAUUAUUUUUUGUUGUUGUCUUCCUUUCCUUCUUUCUCAGUAUCUAACAGAUAAUUGAAUUUAGUGCACCUCAGCCCUGGUGAUUGCAUCAAGUUAACCUGUUCACUCCUAAGAUCUUUUGAGUAAUCCUCCUUACUGUAUGUCAUAUAAUUCUUAUGAUGUUAGUGCAAAGAAUUUGGUAUUAGAUUAACCAAUAAUCCCCCUAUUUAUAUUUUUCUAUCUUCUCAUCUCUCAGCGGCUUGGUAUCAUAUUGAUAUUGCGAGGAGAAAUUCUGUUUUGGUCACUUGUGGGAGUAAAAGGGUUGACAGUUUUUUCUUUGAUGUUUCAGGGGGAAGCACAGAAAAUUGAAAAACUCAUGCUGGUAAGGCUACAUGCUAGUUGAUGUUACUAUCAACAGUCUGAUCAAAGUACAAAGAGCUACGUGUCCUUACUGAUAUAUUUGUCUUGUGUAGGAGUUUGCCACACAGUAUGUUGCAUGUAACCGUGUUAAUGAAAAGGGCGCAGUGGAUACAAUCCUUAUUCUGGCAUUUGCCAUUGUGAUGUUGAACACUGAUCUUCAUAGUCCCAAUGUGAAACGAAGGAUGACAGAAGCUGACUUCAUCAAUAACUUAAGGGGUACAUUUCCUAUUAAUAUUUUUCUCAUUUUAUCAUCUGAGAUUUCAAACUAACUCAUUAUCAUGUUAACUCAUUAUCAUGUUAACUCAUUAUCAUGUUAGAAGUUCUCUGUUUUGGUGGAGCUCUCAAUUUUUUUUUGUUAGUUUCAAACAUACAUACCUAAUGGUACUGAUUUUCAAAGUUGAAUGCAGCAGUUUUUAUGGCUUACAGUUUUUGAAAAGUGAUAAUCUAGAACAUUUUGUAUUUGGUAACCUCUAAAACAAUCAACAGUUUUGCUUACUGAGACUAUGUGAAGACAUAUGUCAAUUUGUUAAUAAAUUGAAUGAAGUACCAUAAUCUCCAGCCGUUUACCCGCAGGUAAUCUGUUGAUUUUGCAUUAAAUGCAUGCCACUGUGGGUAAUAGAGUGGUGCGGGUUAUGUCACCUACAUGCGUUUCCACCUCUCAAAUGAAUAUUAUUGUAUUAAGAGUGCCACAAAGCGGCAUGAAAACAUGAUGCUGACUCGAGUUUAUUUCACGCAUAAUUAGUUGCGUGACAAACAAAUUGUUAUCAGCAUGCGUGAAAACAAAACCUUGAUGGAGACAAAAAUAAUCCAAAGAUAACACUAGCUUGAGUUAAAGAGAAUUUUCCCAUUUUAAGGGACUUGUUAGGCCCAAUUGAACCAGAGAUAUCGAUUUUUUUUCUGAACUGACAGUACUUUAUAAUUCAGAUUUUAACACUCGCCCAGCUUUCUUUCAACAAAUCAACAUGGCGCUGAACAAUCGCUUGCACAAAAUGUGGCCACAAAUUCGCAUUCUGUCAAGUAUGAAAUGUUGAGAUUUGGGCAUGAACCGCUUGUGUUUUUACUUUAUAAUUUUAUCAAUAAAGUACAUGCUAGUAUUGACACAGAAUUGUGCACGCGUCUGAAUUUCUUUGACCUUAAAACUCAACAAAAAAGCUUUCAAGUUUUCAAAACUUAGAUCAGACAACUUUUAAAUGACUGAAAUGUAUCACCUUAAUGACACAUUUUCGUCACCAAAAAGUUGAAUAACAUAACAUGCGGGUUAUCCACCAGUGCAGGUAAUCUGUUGACUUUUUUUUUGCUGCAUGCAAUAAUUGGCCGGUGCGGGUAAUUGGCCUUGCAGGUAAACGGCUGGAAAUUACGUUAAGUAACACAAAGUUAAAGUUCAACUUUUAUUUCAGCACAAUAUCAGUGAUGAUAUAAAGGCUGAGCUGAAUAAACCCUUAACCCUUGAACUCCAAAAUCAAAUUUUUAGUUCUCCUUACUGUCAACCAUACAAUUCUCAUAAUGUUGGUUCGGAGAAUUUGGUAUUGGAUCAACAAAUUAUCCCUAAAUUGAUUUUCUUUUUUCUCAUCACUUAUCUGGUUAAUAUUACAUUGAUAUUGUUGGGAGAAAUAGCUUCCUUCAAUUUCCUUUCAGUGUGAUAGUGUUUCAUCUGCAAGAACAAUUUUAUUAAAUGUGCACCUCAAAACCCUGUAGGUUAACUCAGUAUUAAUAUUCAUUAGGUACCAACAAUGGUGGAGAUUUUCCAGAAGAGAGUUUGUUAGCGAUCUACAAUAGAGUAAAAAAGGUAUCCAACAUCAAUUUUUAAUGGAACACUGCCUUGUACAGUUAGUCGGUGAUCAGUUUUUUGGUGUGCGGGAGAAGCUCUUGACCUGCUGAUCUGAUGGUUAUUCUUUAUUCAGCAUAUUUAAUACAUGCUCUCGCUACUCACCAUAUACAAUUUUGCAGAAAGCAUUUUCUCCAGGAAAAGAUCAUGUCAAUGCUGUUGAGAAACUGAGUAAAAAGAUUGUUGGAACAAGAUCACCUUGGACUGUAAGUUGUCCUUUAAUAAUGAAGAGGGUUUUUAACUCUGAAAAAAUUUACAGCUUCUCAAGAUGGAGAUAACAUGAUGAGAAAGGCUUUUAAUAUCUAUGUUAUUGAUGGGUACUUAUGGUGUAGAGGAAAUUGCAACUAAUACAGGCACCAAUGCAACUAAAUUUUUAACUUUGGUGACCAAAUCCUGAAAAUUAGUUGCCAAAUUGGUGACUAGCAUGUUUCAUCAUAACCCUACCAAGAGAUAUAGUGAAUGAAAAAGAUUUACAAAGAUAAAUCCACGGCAAACUUCCUCAUUAAGUUUGUUUCCAAAAUGCGGCACAUGCAUCUCGAUCAAUAACUAGACACCAUCUUGGAUUUAAGUGAGCUUGAACUUUGUAUAUCAUACAUCCUAUUGUCCACUUUGUAGCAUGUUAAAGAUCUUUUCCUUCACUUAAUUUUGGAGGGUCUAUCUAGAAUGCUAACAGUGUAACAAAAGGUUUUUUUUGUCUUUAAAAAUGGCGACCAACUUUUUUUGAAUUGGCUGCCACUUCGAAGAAUUUAGGAGCCAAGUGGCUAUCAGAAUAAAAAAAUUUAAUUUCAUGCCCUGUAGUGUCCAGGUCUCUGGAGAGAAGAACUCUUGAGUAAUGCAAAAUGUAAAAAUCAGUUUAUUUUCCAAUAGUACCUGGAGCGUCUACUUCAUGGUUACAAAUUUAAAAGUGCUUUUUGAAUUAUUUUUGUUUCACUGAGUAGUGAAUUAGGCCUCCAAGAGCAGACAGAAGAAAUUUAAAUGUAAAGACAAUAUUCUUCCCAACCCUUUCUAGUGAACCCACAUUUAUGGUGAAUGGUCUGCUUAUUGAGGUGUGAUUGUUAUGAUCAUACAUUGCACCAUCUCUGUCUUUUCAGACACUGGCUGCUCUUCAUAGACAGCUUAGAUUGCUGACCCCUCUGUACGACGUGCGGGAUCCAAACAAGAAGGAGAAAGCUCACCCCAGAGUUAUCUUUCUCUUUAAUGACAUGCUAGUGGUGAGUGAGUAUACCUGACUCAACAGUUUAAAUUUUUUGCUCCGUGGUUUGCAAAAACCAUUUUUGGUGAACUAGCAUGCUUUGGUGUGACCCUUUUUCAUUGUUUUUUUUUUUUUCAUGUUAUACCUUUUGUUGCUUAGUGAAUGCAACUCUCAUAAUGACAGGAAAUUAUCAGAUAUUUUUGCACUUUUAAUUGGUACUUAAAGAUCUGUUGUUAUUCUUUUUCAGGCCACUAAAGAACGAGGUAGAGCUGGUCGCGGAGAGGGGAUUCAUUAUUACAGCUACAAGCUGUCCUUCUCCUUGUGUGGACUAAAAGUAUCCACCUUUUCAAAGGACUGUAAGUAAUUAUAAUAAUAAUUUAAUAAUUUAUUUACUUCUAUAGCGCCCUUUAACAUUUAUAUGAUCAAAGGCGCUUUACAAUUAGUGUCUCUUCCACCCAUCCCACCCCAGGGGAGGACAUCCACCACACAGUAAUCUCGUGGGUGGGAAAUUAACGUCUCCUACCCCAACCCUGCAGGAGACGGGGCCUACGGUUUUACGUCCUAUCCGAGAAGACGAAGUCAAUGAACCUAUUGUGUAACAGCAAGGGACUAGAGUCUAAGUGAGAAAAUCUGGACUGCGAACAUGAACAGUCUUGAAAUUGAAAAGGAUCCAAAUUUGCUUGUGUGGCAAAUCCAAGGGCACACCUCCCUAAUAUAUCCAAUAGUUGGAGCUACCUAUGUAUUAUGUAGAAUGUAGAAAAAUAGUUCAGUUGAAUCCUGAUUUGACUCUGAGUUGCUGUUGAUCUUUCCUUCGCAGGUUAUCCUUUUGGAAUACAGAUUUAUUCAAAACUAGAUAGCAGGGUAUGUAUAGAACUAUUCAGCUUGAAUUUGCAUUCUAUGUUUGACAACCAAUUCAACGCCAAAGUUACAGUUAUGUUCUAAUUAAUAUCUCGGGAAGUUAACGAUUUGCUAUGUGUUGCUUAUAAGUGUCUUAUAAGUGUUACUUACUGGUAUAUCUUGGUGUCAUUUUAUAGGUUCUGGCCUUUUUUAAUGCCAAGGAUGAAGAAACAAGAAAGGUGUUUGUUGACGAACUUGUUGACUGCAUAGAGGAGGUUUGUAUUAAUUAAAGUAGUGACUGCUUGAUUGACAUUUGGAUGGUAAAUAUCAGUAAUAAUAAUAUUAAUAAAAAUUUAGCAAAAGACAUUCCACUGUCUCCAGGUCCAAUUGGAAUUUAGAAUUAUGUGGUGUUUGACACUUUCCUGAUGAAUGUGUGUGGUUUUUUUUGCAGACAAAUGAAAUGGAAAGUGACCGAAUUAGUAAGUAGUUAACCUUCUCUAGUUGACUGUUUGCUCAAGUUAUUCACAAUUAAUUUUGGACAAAAAUUUUAUAGUUCUUUUGCUGUAAAACAGCUCAAGCUAGUUAUAUCUGGGAUUUAAGAUAUUUAGACAGUACACGUUUAUCGAAGAAUUUUUACAAAUUAAUGAUAAGAUUAAAUACCUAAGUAUGAUCUGUACCUUGAUGAGAAUGAAUGCAGAAUCUACAGAUAAUAAGAGGUAGGGCAUAAACAACAGGAAGGGAAUGCAAGCAAGUAUUUGCAGGAAGUAGAGCAGUAAUUUCUCACAGAUAACAAGUUAGGUUGCUAUGAUCCUAACAAAGAUCUUACUCUACUAAAACUGCACUGAGCUCAUAGAAGAGUCAUCUGGUGUUUAAAGGUUCUUAUCCAAAAAAUCUGACGUUCACAGCUCUGGAAAACUCUCAUGAAAGCAAAGUUUUGAAAGUUAUCCAAAGAAAAAAGUUACGUGACGUCUGUGUUGUGAUAAAUCACAGAGUUUUUAUGUUAUCUUUUAAUAUUUAUCACAGAGGUUCAAGUGGGUGUGAAUGAGAAUAUUUCUUGCAAAGUUUUUUGCCUGAGUAUUAUUGUGUUGAACCAUGAAGUUUAUUUAUGUGCUAACCUUUAAUUAACAGCGACAGAGAAACAGAAGCACCUUGGAACCAGGUUCAACAGAUCAGGGAUGGAUAUAAAUCGUGCAUCAUUAACAUUGCCAAAGAAAGUCAAGCAGCCAUCCCCAGAUACAAUCAGUUUGAUUGACAGUGCAGGUUCAAUGGAUUCCUUAAACACUGGCUUGAUGGGAUCAAAACAACUUUCUAGUUCACUUUUGAACAUUAAUGAGACUGGAGGUGUGUUAAGUUAGGCCAUAUUAGGUAGAGGGGUACUCUGGAAUUUUUGCUUUUGAUGGGGAGGGGUGGGAACUGUAUUGUGCUACUGGUACUCAGACUGACCUCUUAUUAUUUUGAUAAUGAUAAUGAUACAUUUUUAUAGUGCAUUCUCCAUGUGAAUAUGCUCUAAUGUACUUUAGAGUACUUUUACUUUUUUUACUCUUUGGCCAGACUGAAUCGAGCACUUUACAACUUUUUGAGAGGGAAUUUUGCACGUGCCCCCAAAAUGAUACAAACAAAUUUUAAAACAAAAAAAAAUCCAUAACACUUCUUAGAAUUUCCAUUGUCAGAAACUGUAUUGCACAGUUUACCUUUGCGAGAGAUAUGCUCAGAAGAUGGAUAGCUCUAUAAAUGUCAAAGUUUUUAACAUUUAAGUUGGUAAAUAGGCAUCUAUUAAAUUCAUAAAUGUUUUCCCAUUAAAUUAUACCCAAUUCUUGACCAAAUAGCUCGAAGGUCAUUCUACCAUUGCCAACUCUUUUUAUUUGGUCUUGACAUAAAGUACUUCUUUUUAUUUGCCUCUAGAGUUUUCAGAACUGAAGAAAAGCAGCAGUAUUUCAUCUUUAGAUAGUGCUUUUACUGAAGCAGUAAGUACUCAUGAGAGAUAUAAAACAGGUUUCUGUUUGUUAUUUCUCCUGUCAUUUUUUAUCAUUUUUACUCCUAAGAUUGCUAUUUGGCACAAUAUUCAGAACAAAUUCCUGCAAAAUGCAGUUCCUAUCUUCUUGUUUUCAUUCAAUACCUUAUUACAGCGCUGACAGACUCCCUAGACUUUACCUGAUAUUGAGCAGCCACGUUUGAUAUUACAGCUCCCCUUUGAGAUUAUAAGGAGAAAGUGAAACUAACUGCAAGUAGCCUUCCAGAUUUGUCAUGACAAAAUUAAAUUCAAGGAGACCAUGCAAUCUGCAGUCAAAUGUGAAUGUGAAUUUGUGCCCCACCCUAUCUCUUUCCCCCCCCCCCCCCAAAAAAAAAAAAAAAAAGAAAUGAGAGCCUGGUGUUUGCAAUUGAAAUUUUUAAGUGUCAAGCCCUUUUUUCUCUUUUUUUUAAUCUCUUCCUGGUGCUGUGAUAGAGUUCUGCAGCUUUUAUCAUUUUUAUUUUAUAACUAACACUAACGUUAAAAAUUGAAGGUUAUCAUUUAUUUGAUAAAAGAUAUUUUGAUAGUUUUAACACAAUAGUGAUGAUUUGUUCUUAUGAUAGUGCUAACCAGCUGCUAAUUCCUUAUAAUAAAAAAAAAAACAGUACCUUGUGGGGCUUAAUCCAGAAAAGGCCAGAAAAGAUGCCAAGAGCAAACGAGAGAAAGGAAAGAGAAAAAAAUCCCAAUCCAGAGACAGCAAGUCUAGAAUUCUUAGUUCUAUCAGUGAGUAUAGAAGAGAAACUAAUCAUGAAAGUUUCUGGUGGAAUUUUUAAUUUUUAAUUUGAUGUUAAUGGAAGCAUUUUUGAGUCAUCCUAAUUGCAUAGCAAGCUUUAUAACUAACUAUAACUAGGCAUAGACAUAAGAUGACUUUAAUUACUCUAAUCUAAUGUAUACUUUCUUUUUAUUUUUUAUCUUUUUAUUUCAUUCAAAAUGUCUUGAUUGAUUCGCAAAAUUUUUUUUUUUUCGGUCAGCUUUUCCUGUGACAAACCUAACUCUGAGAUGCCAUGUGAAAGAACAAGCCAGGGUCUUCAGUAGCAUGACUUGGGUUAUGAACUUUUUGGCAUUGGGGUUGAGAAAAACAAAAUUUACAGCUUAUAUUUCAUUCAUAUCAGGUGUGAAAGACACAGCACUUCAUCUGUUUCUUUCCCUCUUUUUCUGUUCUGUAGGGUUCUGAUCAGACAAUGUCCGACGAUCUUCAUGGCUCAAAUUCAACUCUUAAUAGAAAAGGAUUGUUUGGUAAAUGGCGCUCCAGAUACAACAGCAAAAGUGUUGGAAGGCCCUUGCCAAAAAUGAGCCCUGUGUCCAUGCCUGCAAGAAACUGUUCGACUCCCAUAUGACAUUAAUACCCAAUUUCCCAUUCACUCAUCACCCUCAUCCAUUUUUCAUAGAUCUUGAUACUUUAUCCAGGGAAAUAUAUCACUCGAAUAGUGAAAGGUGUCCAUUUGCCAGAGAUGGCACAGUCUGUGGUAAAUGACAGAUCAGAAGUCUUAACUAUCCCUUGCCUGAAAAUUACUAUUUUAGAGGAAGGAAAUUCAUAUAAACUUGCUAUAUUUUCAUAACUUAUAUGGUAUAGCUCAUUAUUCAAUGAAAUGUCUGUUAGAACAGUAUGAUAGAGAAUCCUAUACUGUCAAACUCAGAAAACUGUGAACACUGGAAAUACUGCUGGAUUGUUGUGGCGAAAGGGAAAGAAGACAGUCAGGCCCAAAGCAGCUAAACUGUAUGUGUCUUGCAACAGAAAUAAGUGUGUGGUUUGGCAAUUUGCUGGUGAGUCCAGAUAUCGAAGAUCAACAGGGUACCCAAAAUCUAGCCUGUGUACAGACCAUUACUAUAAUUAUACUAGCACUUCAGCAUCAGUGUCUCUUUGCCCAUGGAAAAGUAGGAAGGCUUGAGCAACAUAAGCUAGCAAGAGGUCUGCAAGAGCUCUAGUAAUGAUAGUGCCAGACUUACAGCAAACCUCUCCAUGACUCAUCUUAUCUUUCCAUGGGGAGAGAAACCUGCAUCCUGUUGUGAACUAUUGACUGCCUGCUCACAGGCUACCCAAAUACUCAAAUAUGCAGGGUAGGUCUUUUGUGGUUUUCUAAGUUUGACAGUUAAUGAAGUGAUCAUGUCAGAAUAUUUGAUCAUCCAUUCUGGCUGGUUGUAGUCUUAAAAUUGAAUGUUGGUGGUGAAUAUUGUUCCAUUAACAUGAAAAGAAGUAUUUUACACAACAGGUGUGUGUAGUGUACACAGGUAGAAAGACAAGUCAACAAUGGCAGAUCUGUUAAGGAGUAAUUUCAACUAGAGACUCCAGUGAUAAUUUUCAAACUUUGGUUACUCCAAGAUGUAUUCAUUUAAUUUCUUUAGUCUAAAAAGUCAACAAAGGCUGCAAAGGAGACUAAAUAAAUAUUACCCCUUUAAAAAAAAACAACAACAACAAACAAAACAAGAAAAUAUUAUUGAAAGCAAAAUGCCUAACAUUCAUGCUGUGGUGUUACCAGUAAGCAUUGAUAUUGUCUGCUUAUUAUGACCUUAUUCAGCUGUCAUCGCACAUUCUUACAGAUAUGACUACACUCAUUUAAGAUAUUUUUACAUGAUUAGAAGUAAUAAGACAAAUGUGUUCUACAGCAAAGGAAAAUCACCCUAGAGUUACAGUUUUAAAACAGUGGCAGUGAUCAGUUAGAUGACAAUGCAAAAAGUGGAGUGUUGUGAAUUUAUUAAGAACAUAGUUAUCCUUUAAUUAAUACAAAUUCGCAGCAAAUUUAUGUACGUAAUCAUUGACCCUUUCAGUCCCAAGAUCUCAAUAAUUCUGCUUCAUGUCUGUCAAACAUUACUAAUAGUUUUUGCUCUAAGAGUUUGGGGUAAAAUUAAAUAAUUAUCUUGUUGAUAUUUUUCUUUAUUCUCAACAUCUGUCUGCUUAAUACUGUAUCAGUAUUAAGGAAUUAAGUCUUUGUCACUCUUGGAAGUGAUACAGUUAGUAUUCUUUUCAAUUUUUGUAGGUUUUCUCUAUUACAGACUGGGAAUCCUUGGUGAAGGGAGAAAUAUGGGCAUUUUUUUUCAUUUUCUCAACCUAUUAACUACUAUAGGUGUUAAGCCUGACAUUAAUUUGAGUUCUCAGUUUGUAAACUCUAGGUCACAAUAGAUUGUAGAGAGGAUUAUAUAUUGAAAAUUUUUGGUUGUCAAGAGCAAUCUAUUUUUGCAUAGAUGUACUAUUUUGAGUGUGUACAUAAUUGAAUAAGGAUUACUCUGAUUCUCUUUACAAUUAUAAUAUCAGGACAAGGCCUAUUGAAAGUAUAAUAAUUUGCUUGUUCUAUUUUAGUUUGAGGAGUAAAUUAGGGUCACGAACUCAUUAAAUGUUUUUAAACUACACCAUGUUGUUGUAGAUAUAUGUCAUACUAACUGAGUUUGAAGUCCAUAGUGUAAAUUACAAACCAAGUUUUUUUCCACUUGCCCUGUGGUUGAAACAAAAAAAGCCACAAAUGCAAGUGGAAAAAAUGGGGUUUUCUAACCCAAGUACUGAUCAAGAAGAGAUCAGAUAUUUAUUAUAUCUCUGGGUUCAAAUAGAGAGGGAAGAUUGCAAACAAACUUUUAAAUUUAGCUGGCUGCACAGUGAAAUAUGGCCUGCCAAAUUGACCCUAUAAACCAAAUGUGUUAAUGAGGUGAGUUCAGCUCCUUAUCACAACCUAAGUUCCAUUACCAGCUGCCAUAAAGGAAACAAGUUUACACCCCCCUUCCCUAACCCCUUCCCCUCUCCCUUUCUUGA
This is a messenger RNA of Pocillopora meandrina, 16259 nucleotides long. The record is from the annotation of a GenBank genome assembly. NCBI's taxonomy places the organism in Eukaryota, Metazoa, Cnidaria, Anthozoa, Scleractinia, Pocilloporidae.